Messenger RNA from Dendrobium catenatum, 4063 nucleotides. RefSeq names its product phosphoglucan, water dikinase, chloroplastic. The coding region runs from base 109 to 3666 and encodes 1185 amino acids. The transcript has 19 exons. Gene Ontology annotation, biological process: phosphorylation. The record is from RefSeq and is a predicted model, not a curated record. Gene Ontology annotation, molecular function: kinase activity; ATP binding; starch binding. Lineage: Eukaryota; Viridiplantae; Streptophyta; Magnoliopsida; Asparagales; Orchidaceae.
CAUGUAAGCUCCAGUUCCAAAAAAAAAAAAUAAAUAAAAAAAACCUUUUAUGCUUCCACUCGUCAGUCUAUCGCUCUCGUGAUCACGAACUCCUCCCUCCUGAGAACCAUGGCAUUGUGGAUCCGCCCCCUUGAUCCCUUGCUCUACCAACCCCUCCUUCGCUUCUCUCUCGAUAAUGUUUCACCGCAGGCCAUGAGCUUUCGCCUCCGCAUCCUAACUCCCCCUCUCCAUUGCCGCUUCCGCUGCCGCAACAGUAGCACCACCGCAAUAAAAAGGGCUGAGAAGAAGCGACCGAAGGAAUCAAUGAAGAACGGUAAGGUCCGCUUAAGCCUGCGCUUAGACCUCCAGGUGGAGUUCGGGGAGCACGUUGCGGUCCUCGGAUCGUCCAAUGAGCUUGGGUCGUGGACGAAGCAGAUUCCGAUGCAGUGGACGGAGGCUGGAUGGGUGCGCGUUCUUCAUUUGCAAGGGGGUAAGACGGUGGAGUUCAAGUUCGUGAUAAUAACCGAAGGGGGUAAGUGUAUUCUUUGGGAGGAAGGGGAUAAUCGAUUGUUGGCUGUUCCGGAGAGUGGGGUUUAUGAUUUGGUAUGCGGAUGGAAUGAGACGAGAGAGGUGUUGGAUCUUCUGGCGGGGGUGAGUGAGGAGGAAGUGGAAGGCGAAGGUGAUGGGGAUGGUGCUAACGUUGAUGAUGGGGUUGUUUCUGAGGCAGAGGCAGAGGCCAGUUCUUUUGUGGAGCAGUGGCAGGGAAGCUGUGUUUCAUUUAUGCGGUCCAAUGAGCACAGUAAUAGGGAGAUAGAGAGGAGAUGGGACACCAAGGCGCUUGAUGGCCUUGCACUAGAGCUGGUGGAGGGAGACAAAACCGCUAGAAACUGGUGGCGCAAGCUUGAGGUUGUUCAUUCUCUAUUAUCGGGAAAUCUCAAUCUUGUGGAUCGUCUUGAAGCGCUCGUUUAUUGUUCUAUUUACCUAAAGUGGAUCAACACUGGUCAGAUCCCCUGCUUUGAAGAUGGUGGUCAUCAUCGACCAAAUAGACAUGCUGAGAUUUCAAGACUUAUUUUUCGUGACCUUGAAAGAGUAACCUAUGGAAAAAACAAAUCAUCAAAAGAUAUACUUGUGGUCAGGAAAAUUCACCCUUGCCUGCCUUCGUUUAAGUCAGAGUUUACUGCUUCUGUUCCGCUUACGCGAAUACGAGAUAUUGCGCACCGCAAUGAUAUUCCUCAUGACUUGAAGCAAGAGAUAAAACAUACCAUACAGAAUAAACUUCACCGUAAUGCUGGACCAGAAGAUUUGGUUGCUACAGAGGCUAUGCUUGCCAAGAUUACCAAGACACCAGGGAAAUAUAGCCUGGCAUUUAUAGAACAGUUCAAGAUAUUCUACACAGAGCUUAAAGAUUUCUUUAAUGCUGGGAGUCUGACCGAACUUCUUGAUUCAAUUAAAAAAUCCUUGGAUGAUCAAAGCUCAGAAGCUCUUAACCUUUUUCUGGAAUGCAAAAGGAAUUUAGAGGAAUUUCCUGAAGAAAAACCUGGCGGUAGGGAUGCUGUUAUUAAUGUACUGAUGAAUGCACUCGAGUCCUUGACAAACUUGAGAUCAGUGAUUGUUAAAGGUCUUGAAAGUGGCCUUAGAAAUGAUGCUCCAGAUACUGCCAUUGCAAUGCGUCAGAAGUGGCGUCUAUGUGAGAUUGGCCUUGAAGAUUACUCCUUUGUUCUUUUAAGCAGGUUUCUUAAUGAGCUUGAAGCUAUUGGAGGAUCAUCUUGGUUGGAAAACAAUGUCAAUUCGGGAAACAUCGGUUCUUGGCACAGUCCACUUGGUGCCCUUAUUGUAGGCAUCCGCCAGGUUGGUCUUUCAGGUUGGAGACAGGAAGAAUGCGUUGCUAUAGGAAGUGAAAUUCUUGCAUGGGACCUAGAAGGUCUUUCUGAAAGAGAAGGCAAUGAGGAUGGAAAGCAUAUCUGGGCUCUGAGGCUUAAGGCUACUGUUGAUAGAGCAAGGAGGAUGACUGAAGAGUACUCUGAAGCACUGCUAGAGAUAUUUCCUGAUAAAGUCGAGAGGUUAGGGCAAGCACUUGGAAUUCCACUGAACAGUGUGAGAACAUACACUGAAGCUGAAAUACGUUCAGGCGUUAUAUUCCAGGUUUCAAAACUUUGUACCUUACUUCUGAAAGCAUUAAAGACUACACUAGGUUCAUUGGGCUGGGAUAUUCUUGUCCCAGGUGUGGUACAUGGAACCUUUCUGCAGGUAGAGAGCAUCGAUCCUGGUUCAAUGGCUUCAUCUAUCAAAGGGCCUGUUAUUCUUGCCGUCAAAAAAGCCAAUGGUGAUGAGGAGGUUAAGGCUGCUGGGAGUAAUAUUGUAGGGGUUAUUCUAGCACAAGAGCUACCUCACUUAUCACACCUUGGUGUUAGGGCCCGACAGGAAAAGGUGGUUUUUGUGACAUGUGAAGAUGAAGAAGAAAUUGCUAAGUUUGAAGCACUGGAAGGAAAAUCUGUGAGGUUGGAGGCGUCAGCUGUAAAAGUUAAUGUGUCUACCUUUUCCCCUGAAGAUAGUGACGAGAAACAGUUCAUGGAUCUAUCAAGUAACGGAAAAUGUAGGAAAGAAACCGCAGCACUGCCUUACCCCCCUCCAGAGAUCAGCAUCCCGUUCUCAAGUAAGAAUGGCGUUCCUUAUAUCAAGGUUUCAACCAGUGUUCUGGAGCUUUCACAAGCAGUUAUUGAUUCGUGUGGUGCAAAGGCAACAUCAUGUGGUAGUCUUGCAUCUCUAGCAUCAAUUUCUGGGAAAGUUUACAGUGAUCAGGGCAUUCCUGCUUCAUUUAAAGUCCCCUCAGGUGCUAUAUUACCCUUUGGAUCAAUGGAAUCAGUGCUUGAGCGAAGCGGCUCUCUAGAUACCUUCCUCUCCCUCUUAGAAAAGAUAGAAACAGCUAAUCUCGAAGGUGGUGAACUUGAUCACCUGUGCUUAGACCUCCAGGCAUUGAUAUCUGCCCAAGCUCCAUCUCAAGAAACCAUUGAAGCCAUUGGCAGAAUUCUUCCAGCCAAUGCCCGGCUUAUAGUAAGAUCAAGUGCCAAUGUUGAAGACCUUGCUGGAAUGUCAGCUGCUGGACUGUAUGAAUCCAUCCCAAAUGUCAGCCUCUUGAGCCCAACCAUCUUUGGAGCUGCAAUAGGCCGUGUAUGGGCUUCCUUGUAUACGAGGCGAGCCAUUCUGAGCCGUAGAGCUGCUGGUGUUCCGCAAAGGGAAGCACAGAUGGCUGUUUUGGUGCAGCAGAUGGUCUCACCUAAUCUCUCCUUUGUUCUACACACCGUUAGCCCAGUGGAGAAUGACCCCAAGCUUCUCAUGGCUGAGAUUGCAUCGGGCUUAGGGGAAACUCUAGCUUCAGGAACUCGUGGAGUUCCAUGGAGAUUUACUUCUAACAAGUUUGAUGGCAAUGUUUGUACCAUGGCUUUUGCAAACUUUAGCGAAGAGCUUCUAGUUCUUGGUUCUGGCCCUGCAGAUGGAGAAGUUGCCCGUUUAACUGUCGAUUACAGUAAGAAGCCAUUAACAGUUGAUCCUAUCUUUAGAAGGCAGUUGGGGCAACGCCUUUGUGCUAUUGGGUUCUUUCUUGAGCAGAAAUUUGGCUGUCCUCAGGACGUUGAAGGUUGUGUUGUAGGGAAUGACAUAUUCAUAGUUCAGACAAGGCCACAACCCUGAGAAGUAAUUCGGGUUCCUUUUAUGGUUAUCUUAAGUUACGGAAAAAUAAAAAAGCCUACUUUGAUGAUGAUAUAUGUUACUUCUUGCUUUAAGAACAAACACAAACGCAUCGAUCAACCAGCCUCUUUGAGAUUGAAAUGGUUCUAUCUGCACAAAUAUGUUUGAUCCAAGCUUGAGCCAGGUUGAAUUGCAUUGAGAUUGCGUCACUCUAUCCCUGGUUUUAAUACAUAAACCCGGAUAUCAAGACUUGAAAUGUUGGCAGAACUACUUAUUUAUUUAUUUUAAUUCCGAAAAGAAUUGAAGUUGGGGUGGAAAAUGACUGCUUUUAUCCCUGGUUUCAUUAUUUCUGGCUUCAUAGUUAAUAAAGAGUAAAUUUAAGAUAUAUAUUCAUGAGUUA